AUGGGUUAUAAGAAGAUCCACAUCAUCAGACACGCCGAAGCCGAGCAUAAUGUUGAGCAAGACUAUUACAGUUUCCCGGAUGCAGUGCUCACGCCAUAUGGAAAACAGCAAUGCUCGAUCCUCGACAAGUCGACCGAGAAGACGAUCCAACAGUCUGCCCAACUACUAGUGACCUCGCCACUGAGACGGACGUUGCAGACCAGUCUGAGCGGGCUGCCGAGUCUGAUCAGUCGGCUCGGCGGGCCCAGCUCGAUCAUCGCCCUGCCCGAGCUACAGGAGAACUCCUCCUCGCCUGCCGACACGGGCAGCUCCAGGGAGACCCUCGAGCGGAUCGAAGAGUUCGACGGGAUCGACUUUGGAAGACUGGCCAAACACUGGAACUCAAAGACCGGCUUCUGGUCCCCCGACCCCAAGUCCCUCAAAUCGAGGGCCGCUUGGACUCGCAAGUGGCUCGCCGAACGCCCCGAGGAUGAGAUCGUCGUCGUCUCGCAUGGCUCGGCUCUCAGAUUCCUCACCGAAGAAUAUGGCUCUCAUGGCCUGUGGAACAAUUGCGAAUGUAGAACCUACGCCUUAUUGCCUCCCUCCUCUGGGAAAAACUACAAACUCGUCCGGCUGCCCUCUUUCCCGCAAGAACAAAAACCCAUCAUCCCACAAUCGAGCUUAAUCACCACCUGCGACUCGAUCGAAAACCACUAG
Puccinia graminis f. sp. tritici CRL 75-36-700-3 is the source of this 696-nucleotide messenger RNA. RefSeq lists its product as uncharacterized. The transcript is spliced from 3 exons. The record is from RefSeq and is a predicted model, not a curated record. The coding region runs from base 1 to 696 and encodes 231 amino acids. Gene Ontology annotation, molecular function: phosphatase activity. NCBI's taxonomy places the organism in Eukaryota, Fungi, Basidiomycota, Pucciniomycetes, Pucciniales, Pucciniaceae. Gene Ontology annotation, cellular component: cytoplasm.